UUUGCUUUCGCGUUUUGCCAGUCGCAAUUUUCCGUUCGUGGCGAACAGACGCGUUUUCCAACGAAGCAGUCUUCAAACUGCCGGCAUCCGAAUCUCUUGGCCGUUAGAAGUGGUUGGCUAACAACGAACCAAAACACCAUCUGAGACUUAAACUCCGAACGACUCUGGGCAACAACAAGUGCGAUUGUUUGAUUUUCGCCGAUGCUCGCCAGUGCUACUUACAAUUAGCUGCAAGUGCUUCUUGGCAGGUGUUGCUGCAGGUGAAAUUUCGGUCGUGCCGGUUAGAUUAGCCUGACACCUUCUCCGAUUCUGAUACCGAUUCCUAUUGCUAUUCCGCCAACUCCUAAAGCGAAACCGAAUCCGUGUGUUAUUUUCCCCCCUGCAAAAAUCGCGCUAAUUGGCUUGAUUUUGGGCCCAAAAUACAUAUCAAGUUUCAAUAUUUACCGUGUGUUCGCGAAAACGGACAGUCUGUCACUUGCGGAAACCGAAAGAAAUCUAUAUACGAGUAUAUAUAUAUAUAUAUAUUUUGGCAACGGGCCAUCGUGAAGUGAGCUUGGAAAGCAGGGAGUUCUGCCUAUUUGCAUUUCAAAUUGUUUGCGAACAUCUAAGAAAGAUUCGCCAAUUCUGAUUUGAAAAGUCUCAAAGAAGUCUAUCCAAUAGCCCGUCGUCGCUUGAGCGAUGUAAAAAGUGGCCAGAACGAGCAAAACAGAGCAAAACCAGAGAUUCAUCUUAGCCGGGAAAAACAGGAAUAAAACCGCGCAUCAUCAUCAUCGUCCAGCAAGUAGCAGGCAUCAAAAUGAGUGGCAGCCAUAAAAUGUGGUGCUGUCAAGUAUUUAUCUUAGCUUUAUUUGCUCACACAAUUCCGGCGGAGUUCCAUUCCAGCGCUGCCGGAAUUAGCUUCGAUGGCCCCUCGCCGGGCCAAAGUCCGGAUGCAGUUGCUCCAACUCCCAGACCAAAACGUCGCGUAUACGCCAUGUGUCCGCCGCAGUUCCAGCGCGUGGGCACCGAUUGCUACUCCCUGGUGGACCAGCGCAGCAGCUGGCUGGAGGCGCACUUCUUCUGCAAGGACAAGAACGCCAAUCUGACGGAGCCGGGCAAACAUGCCGACCGCAAACUGAGGCAGUUCCUUCAGAAACACGAUGCGCAGUCAGGUGAAAAAGACCCCAUCUGGCUGGGUGCCACCUAUGAUCAUCACAACCACCGAUGGCAGUGGAGCAUGAGCGGCCGCAACCUGUCCACCGACUCCUUCACACACACCGAUCCCACCCAACCGCAGGACAAUAACUGCGCCAUCUACGAUCCGAAUCUCAAGUACCGCUGGUCGGCGCGUCCCUGCUCGGAUAAGUUACGCUUCGUCUGCCAGCACAAGAUGCCCAAGGUGAGCGGACCAAAUCGCUACAAGAUCUACAACCGCUGGAACGCCACCUACCCGAACGAGCAGGCCAACGAGGUGGUCCUGGAGAUCCUUGAACCGCGUGAGAACGAUCGCAGAUACCACCGCCGUGUUAAGGCCGAGGGCAGUGACGAGGAGAUGAUCAUUCCCAACCGCCGCCGCAACAACAAUCGUCGCAACAACCAGAGGAAUCGCCCGAACCAGAAUCAGCAUCCCAACGAUGUGAACUACCCAUCACAGCAGCGCCAGAGGAAUCGUCCCCGUGCCUCUACUACAACUACAGUAGCUCCCCCGGCACUUCUAUCCAGUAGUCCAUCCAAUGACGUCCUCGCUUCCGCACCAACGCCCCAGCAGAUGACCCAGUACGAUCGCAAGUUGCAACGCCAGCGGGAAAGGGAGCGUCGUCGCCAGGCGCGCCGCCAGGAACGCCAGAAACUGGCCCGUGAGCAGAAGCGCGAGAAACAACGCCGCCAAAGGGAAGAGCGCCAGCGAGUGCAGCGCUUGCAGCAGGAGGAACUGCAACGCCGGCAGCAGGAGCAGGUCUCACACGAUGACCCCAAGCCCCAGGAGCUCGACGAACUGCGUCGUCGUUCUGAGGAGGAUCAGAAUAGGCGGCUAAGGGAGGAGCAGGAAAAGAAGCUGAGGGAGGAGCAGGACAAGGCGCAACGGGCUGAGCUGGUCAAGAAACAACGGGCCGAGCAGGAUGAGAAGAACCAAAGGGAGCUGGAAAGGAUCAGGCAAGAGGAGGAGGAACACCAGGAGCAGCAAAACCGCGAACAGAAGGCCAAGCAGCAGCGCGAGCAACAGGAAAGGGAGUACCAGCAGCAAAAGCGGGACCGGGAACUGGAGCUACUGAAGCAACGCCAGGCGGAGGCAGAGCGCCAACGUGCCGCCGAUGAGGAGGCGGAGAAGCUGCGCCAGGAGCGCAUCCAGAAACAGCGCGAACUGGAGGCGGAACAGCGACGGGAACGCGAGGAGCAGCGACGCAAGCAGCGCGAGGAGCAGGAGGAACUGGAUCGCCGGAACCACGAGAAGCGCUUGGCAGAGGAGCAGCGACUGCGCGAGGAGUACGAGGCGAAGCUGAAGCAGGCCAACACGGAGCGGGAGAAGCAACUGGCCGAGGCGCACGAGGCCAAGCGACGUGAAGAGCUGGCGCUGCAGGAGCAGCUGGAGAAACAGGAGGCCGAACGCCUGGAGCAGGUGCGACUCAAGCAGCAGGAGGAGGAGAAGCGCGAGGAAUUGCAGCGUUUGGAGGAAACGCGCCGCUUUGAGCAAAAGGAGCUGCAGCGCCUGCACGAGGACAACCUGCGGCGCGAGGAGCUGCAGCGCCAGCGCGAGCGGGAAAUAGCACAGCGGGAGGCCGCCGAGAAGAAGCUGGCCGAGGAGGAGGAAACGCUGAACAAGGAGGUGCUCGAAGAGGAACGGGCGCGGAAGGAGCGCCUGGAGCAAGAGAUGCGUGAGGCGGAGGAGGUGCGCAAGGCCGAGGAGGCGAAAAAGAAGGCUGCCGACGAGGCCAAGGCCGCCGAGCAGAAGCGCCGCCUGGAGAAGGCCAAGGAGCUGGCCGACGCCGAGGUCCAGGCCAAGAUGGAGGAGAAGCGCCGCCUCUAUGUCAGCCGCAUUGCGGCGUUGAGUCCCGAGGACCAGCAGAAGUUCAUCGAGAUGCGCAAGCGACGCAAGCUGCUCAAGGAGAGGAAGGAGCGCGAACAGAAGGCGAAGGAACUGAAGCGGAUACAGCAGGCCAUGCGGUUGGGUGAUGAUGAGUAGAAGUCCCGAGUAUCGAGACGACGCGAUUCACCCUUCCCCAACUAACCAAUACUAACCGAGACAUAUCGAUCUAAAUUGGUUCCACAUACGCACCGUUGCCCAGUCGAUCCCUUUUCGAUUGUUUUCUUUGUGCUUUAACUAAUAUACAGAAAAAGGAAAAAAAAAAAAAACACAGAAAGAACACGCAAAAGUAUUAUUUACCAGAAUGAGAGAAGGGGAAUCAAAUUUCAAUUGCAUUUCGAUCGAGCAGGAAACCCAAUCUCCAGGCACUUCGCUAGCUCUAUUAGUACUGUACAGUAAAGAUAUACUAUAUAUAGGUCUAGGAUAUAGACACACCACAGCACACCACACACACCACACACACACACACACACCCACAGCAAACAGGACACAGAACACAGAACACACAUGGCCACCAGUCACGCAUGUUUCCUUAAUAACCGAACUAGAAGUUAGCUAUCAAUUUUAAAGCCAAUAAACCCAACACACGCAAAUCACGAGCAUUUUUAAACUCAAGCACAGAACCACGAGAAUAUUAUAGUGAAGAAAACGUAAGAUUGAGUGGAAAACUCCUUUGGGUCAGAGUCCCAGUCAAACUCCCCGCACUUGUUUGCCUAUGGUGUCCUCUAAUCGGGCAUAGCGAAGCAAUAACUUACUAAUAAUCUUUUGAUAACAUCAUCGGAUGGUCCUCACCGACCAUUCACUAACUUCUUAGGUUACAAACUAUACUUUACAAAGAUGUAUGUAAUUACUAAAGUAUGUUUAAAUGUAAAUUUUUAUGUAUUUUUUAAUACCUCAAACGCGAAAAGCAAGAAAAAAAAAAUGGAAAACCCCAAGGGCAACUUUCAGUACGUUUUGUUUCGUUUAAAAUGGAAAUUGAAAGCUGGCAAGGACGGGUAUGAAAUCGAAAGGAAAAGCAAUUUUAUAGCCAAGUAAAUGCAUUUUAAUAGUAAACUAACCAAUUUUAAAUAUUAUUACAAUACACACGAAUAAGUGAAAAGCGAAUAAAACAAAAUAGUCAGCGAAACGUAAGCAAAGAAAUCAUUAAAGCGGAAAGCAGAACACAAAUGAAAUACGAAAACAUAUGAUAUAAAAUUACGAUAUAAUAUUUAUGCAAGAUAAAUUCUAGUUAAGGCGCAAACAAAGUAAAAUAAUGAAUAAAGUUUGAAAAAACACAAAACCAAUAA
Messenger RNA from Drosophila gunungcola (fruit fly), 4344 nucleotides. Its product is annotated as trichohyalin. The record is from RefSeq and is a predicted model, not a curated record. NCBI's taxonomy places the organism in Eukaryota, Metazoa, Arthropoda, Insecta, Diptera, Drosophilidae.